AUGAAGUCGAAUGACUUGCUAUAGCAAUUUAAUGAUUUCAGAAGAAAGCUCAAAGCACAAAUUUAAUCAAAUGAAAUUACAAAAAGUCCAAUAAAAAAUUAAGUGAAAACUUAAAGUUCACCUUAAAAGCCUAAUUCUGGAAUUAAAGCAAAGAUUAAUCUAACCUAGCAUUAAAAUAAAAUAUAAAAUAGAUGUAACACUAUUUAGGCAGUGCCAAAUAAAAAUCAACUUUAAUCCAUCAAUAAAAAUUUCCAAUUACAAUGUAUCACUCACGAAAAAUUGUCAUCCAAAUAGGAGAACGCAUAAUCCUUUAAAUAUUCUAAUGCCUAAGGUAAAAAAGAAGGCAUUGCCAUUAAUCUCUUAAAUCAAGAAUAAUUACAUCAAUUUUAUGCUACUUUUGAAUAAAUAACAGAUGAUGAAGUUAAAUAAUUACCAAAUGAAUACAAAUAACUUCUAUAAUAGUUGGCAUAAUUUGUAAAUAAAAAGCUAUCUUAAUGA
Paramecium octaurelia is the source of this 498-nucleotide messenger RNA. The record is from the annotation of a GenBank genome assembly. Lineage: Eukaryota; Ciliophora; Oligohymenophorea; Peniculida; Parameciidae.